Messenger RNA from Trichomycterus rosablanca, 2950 nucleotides. RefSeq names its product late endosomal/lysosomal adaptor, MAPK and MTOR activator 1 (gene lamtor1). The record is from RefSeq and is a predicted model, not a curated record. Gene Ontology annotation, cellular component: late endosome membrane; membrane raft; Ragulator complex. The transcript is spliced from 5 exons. Gene Ontology annotation, molecular function: guanyl-nucleotide exchange factor activity; molecular adaptor activity. Bases 129 to 608 code for a protein of 159 amino acids. NCBI's taxonomy places the organism in Eukaryota, Metazoa, Chordata, Actinopteri, Siluriformes, Trichomycteridae. Gene Ontology annotation, biological process: positive regulation of TOR signaling; cholesterol homeostasis; endosomal transport.
UGAGUUUAACGGUAGCAGAGAAGCACCAGCACUGGAGGACUUUAAAUUCUGUUUUAUUACUUUUAAACUCUUGAACUUGUGUAAUAAAUAAAAGAAGAGAGUGAGCGGGCGAGUGAAGAGGAGUGAACAUGGGUUGCUGUUACAGCAGCGAGAGUGAAACGUCUGAACAGAAUAACGAGGAGUACAAGCCACUAAUCCCGCACCCAAAUCCAGACAACAAGCCGCCAAAUGGAACGGAGCGGAACCCGGCCAACAUCUCGUCCAUUCGCACUGACGAACAGGCUCUGCUGUCAAUCAUCAAGAAUACUGCACAAAACAUUAUAGAUGUAUCAGCUGCAGACUUACAGGGAAUGGACCAGCACGAGUACAUGGACAAAGCCAGACAGUACAGUACAAAGCUGGCCGUGUUAAGUAGUACUCUAAGUCAGAAGAAGCCGACUCCUUUGCCGUCCCUCACCAGCCAACCUCACCAAGUCCUCGCCAGUGACCUAGUACCCCAGUCCGACAUCCAACAGGUGUGUAAGGUGGCGGCGUACGCAUACAGUGCCAUCUCUCAGAUCAAGGUGGAUGCCAAAGAAGAGCUGGUGGUGCAGUUUGCAAUCCCAUAAUAUUAUUUUCCCCUUGUUUCCCCUAAUCAAUAUCCAACCAUUAUCCAAUCAAACAUAGGGACAAUUUGCUCUGCCUCUUUUGUCACUCCUCCAAUCAGACUCCAGUUUUAACACUUUGUGGUUAAAGGCUAGUGCUUACUGCAGUAGCUAGGCGACAACCCUGUUGUUUCUCGUCCAGUCGGAUGCACCCGCAUGAUAUGUGUGAAAGUUAAUUCUUAAACUGCAAGUGUGUGUGAUGUGUGUGUGUGUGUGUGUGUGUGUGUGUGUGUUAAUAUGACUGUCACUUGAGCUUUUUAUUCUACUUAAAUGCCAGUGAUCAAGUAAAACGAAAUUGGCUUCAUACAAUGGGGUUAGCGCUACGCCGUUACCACCACUGAUAACAGCCGAAUUAGACUCCGCCUCCUCUUGGGUUACCAUGCAUACAGUCGAAUAAGUAAACAAGGGUGUUGUGAUGUCAUAACAAGCCAGACUGUGAGCUUUCAAAGAGACACUGUUGAUACGGUGGGUGGUAUUGAUUUCCAGCCUUCAUUAGCAUGUUUAAAUUAAUACGGGGCUGUAACAGAUGAUGGAACUGUAAUAAACUGCAGAUUGUAAAUGUUGCUGAACAGCAGGGUUCGAGAAAUAAAAUCCAUAAAGAAUGUGAUACUUAUAAUAAAGUUUAGUUAUAAUGUUAAACCUGACACAGUAGCACUCGCGAAUGCGGCACAGCAUCGACUGUUUCUUGAAAUGGUAAUCGGGUCUCAUUACGAUAUCAUGUUCUCCUCAGGCUGGAGUCUUAUCCUGUAUUCACGUGGACAUUCUUGGCAGCUGUCAAAAAAUGCAUUGAUAUGAGUGGAGUGAACCUCCCAGAUUACAGAUUGAUUAGUAUUUUCAACAGUAACCAGUAGUAUUUUCUUAUGCACAGUUUAAAAUGACAUGUUUUGUUAAAAAAGUUCAUAUUCUCUACAAGUAAAAACAAAAAUAUGGUAAAAUAUGGAAUCUGCCAAACCUUUUUCUCAUGCCACAUUAAACAGAGAUGUGCAAACUUUUGCAUAUGAUCAUUUAUUGUAGGAUGAUUUAAAUUGGGACACAGCAAGAGAUGCGUGUAAGGUACAGCCUUACUGUAAACUCGAUAUAGAAAAUAUAAACAUCAUGCUGCUGUAAUCAGUAUAAGCUGCAUAAAUAUGCAAACCAGCCCAAACUAAAAUUUCUGGUUUACACUUUUAACCAUUCUCCAUUCUUUCGGUUUUAAGUUGAUGUUGUGGAAGUGUUAAAUGAUGCUGAAUAGAUGGGCGUAAUUUACUUCUCCUUCAUAUCCUUGACUGACAUGAAUAAAUGAAGCUUCUUAUAAAAGGCCUUGUGUGUAUGGUUAAUCAAAUUACAGUGUGUUUUUAACAGAUGCCAAAAAUGUCCUUAUGAACUCAGCCUUAGUCUUUUCAUUUAUAGAUUCAUACCCGAGAGCAGCAGGGUGGUUGGUUAGGAGACAUUUUGGACAGCAGGGUGGUUGGUUAGUAGUCACCUUUGAAUGGUUUUCAGAUCUUUUUGAGCAUUUUAUCCUUACUUAUUCUGCUCUUGUGGUCCCUUCAGUGGGUGGAGUUAUGUUAAAAUGUAUAUUUCAGACAGAACUAAGCAGAGUGAUUGGUUGGCUAAACAAAUUUAAGGGGUCGCGGCUGUGAUAAAAACAGGGCGGAGUCUUACUAAUGAAUAUUUCUAACGUAUAACAGAUGCACGACUAGUUCUACCUAUUUUGCUGUUAUUCUUUUUCUAAUAAGAUAAUACCAAUUGCCCGACAUAUUUAUGGAUGAAAACUUUUAUUCCUGAUCAUUUAGAUGUAUUACUAUUAAAUUAAACUGCAGAAAGGAGAUUAAGAGUGGUUUACAGAGGGGGUCGGGCUAAAACUGUAGAAUUGUACAGUGUGUUAACGAAGCGAAAGGAUUUGUGCGCUCAUGCACUGUGCGCAUUACAACAGUAGCUAAUGUUUUUAUCCACAACAGGAAAUGCACUUUUACUCAAUCAAAAUUAGGCAUGUUUUGAUGUUCCAGUUUCCUAUCACAGUAAUAAACAUGCAUUUAUUGCUUAAUUAUUGCUCUGUAUCUGACCAUCAAUAUAGUUGUAGAAAAGGGCCACAUGGAAGCAUCCGUGAUACAUUUUGAGGUUUUGAGUAUCAUAGAAUUUCGUAAUAGUGAUUAUUGGAACAUGCCUAAUGUGUAUAUAAAACCAAGUCAAUUUCAUUAACCGCGUCAGUGACUGUUCUACUUCCAUAAUUAGCAGAAAUCUUUGUAAUUAUUUAUUUUUUUUCUUUUAAUAUUUUUGAGCUCCCAUGUGUGUAUAAACUCACCAUGUCACUAAAGGGAUUAAACAUG